Eurypyga helias (sunbittern) is the source of this 654-nucleotide messenger RNA. Its product is annotated as T-box transcription factor TBX22-like. The transcript has 2 exons. The record is from RefSeq and is a predicted model, not a curated record. The coding region runs from base 1 to 654 and encodes 217 amino acids. NCBI's taxonomy places the organism in Eukaryota, Metazoa, Chordata, Aves, Eurypygiformes, Eurypygidae.
AUGAAAAUGAAGGGGGAGGAGAACAAACCUCUGGAAGAAUGUGGUGGGAGCUCCAGUUCUUCGCCGGUGACCUCCAGCGGUGGGACGCCCUCUCCCCUCAACCCCCUGCUCUCUCCAUCGUGCUCCCCUCCUACGUUCCACUUGUCAGCGAGUAACAUCGGCGUUUCGUGCCCCGAGACCUACCUACACAACUUCAACCUGCCCCUCUACUACAAGAUUUGCCCUACCAGCUUCUUGAGACAACAGUCUCUCAUCUUCCCAAGCCACGAAAAACUGGGAGGCACCAACCCGCAUCUUCUACCCCCCUUCAUGGUGGAUAUGCCAAAACUAUCUUCCCUCGGCAUAACAAAUCUGAAAAAUGCCAAAGCUGAAGACUUAAACGGGCAGUGUCUACAAGUACCCAAUCCUGCUAGUCAAAUGCUGUAUGGAUUACAUGCAUCUGGAAACAUUUUCCCAUCAAGUCCCGUUGCUCGGGAAGCACUUAAUUGUUCUUUACAUCCUCCAUAUGGCUUGUACGGUUAUAACUUCUCCGUGCCAUCCAGACUGAUGAAUGCGGCAAGCCAUUUCAAAGUGAGUGACAGCAUUCCAGCUUCUCUGAGAGAUGGCAGAUGUAAUCACUCCAACUGGCACCCGACAAUUAACCAUUGCCUUUAG